GCGCCCGGGCAUCCUUCAGUCAGUCGACCGCCAUGAUGUUGCCGUGGACUGCUGUGGUGCUGUGGUGUGCCGCCCUUGCCCGGGCGGCUCACCUCAUCGACUUCUCCAACGUGCUGCACAGGAACCUGGCCAAUGUCAAGAGAGAGGUGGACCUGGAACGCUGCCAUCCGACUCAGCCGUUCCGCUGUCCGGGCGAUAAGACCAUCUGCAUAUCAAUCCAAUACCUGUGCGACGGAGCUCCGGACUGUCCGGAUGGAUACGACGAAGAUCUCAGACUCUGCACGGCCGCCAAGAGGCCCCCGGUGGAGGAGACGGCCAACUUUUUGCAGGCUCUGUUGGCGAAUCAUGGACCCAACUACCUGGAGAAGCUGUUCGGCGCCAAGGCCCGGGAUGCCCUUAAACCACUAGGCGGAGUGCAGAAGGUUGCUGUAGCGCUAUCAGAGAGCGAGACCCUGGACGAUUUCGGCAAGGCCCUACACCUGAUGCGCUCGGACCUGGAGCAUCUUCGAAACGUGUUCAUGGCCGUCGAGACUGGCGACAUGAGCCUCCUCAAGUCCCUAGGAAUCCGGGACUCCGAGUUGGCCGACGUCAAGUUCUUCCUCGACAAGCUAGUCAGCACCGGCUUCAUGGACUAACAUCGAAUCUCUCUCUUCAUAUUAUCUCUCUCUAUCUCUUCCCGCCUUACUACGUAUCGUCUGCCGUCGUCUGCGAUCGUGUAGCAUUUCCCAUCCUCUUUCGGAGAGUUCCGUUAAAACUUUGUCCAGGACUAGACCAUUAAAAAGAAAAUUCGUUCGUCAGACAGUAGCGCUGAAAUAAAUGUCGCCCCAGAAAGUUAACCAUUAGCGUGUAUCGUAACAAUAUGUUUAGAAUAUUAUCAUAAAAAACGCUGGAGAGACAAGAUUACAGAAACUCGUUCUGGUAUCGAAGAAAACCAACCACUUAGCAUUCUUAGUUACAGCAUUAGGCAAUUCUGAUCCAUACUUAAGUUUUUUGACUCUUUACAAGCUUCUAAUAACACUCAAGAAGGCAAGCACAAACAUCGUUUUUUACGAGCACUGAGGAGCUUAUUCUCCUUGUUUUCAAUGUCAUCGUUCUUGUUCCUCAGAUCCCCUAUUUGUUCUCCUCAGACACUCGUGUCCCAACCAAAUUCAUUUCUCGUCCACUUGCAGCGAAAGCCACCCUGGAAAUGCUACACAUCGCAGUAUGAUGCAUCGUUCCAACAUUGCAUGAGAGAUCCCAAAACGAAGGGAAUCGCAUAACGCUGUCCCGACACUUUUUCAGUUGCCCACUUUCGCUCCUUAAACAGAUAGAGCUAUAGCGAGUGUUCUCGAAGGCAUGUGCGAAUACUCGAACGAACAACAUAUCCUGUUAGAUUCUAUUUUUUAAAUUCUUUGCUCUUGGUCGGGCACAGGAAUCAUACAUAUCAUCUAUUACGAAUACAUAUCUAUAUGAGUACUUAAAUAUAUAUACACAAAUAUAUACAUCUAUAUACAUAUAUAUAUACAUUCUGCAUGUUGAGAGGAUCUGCAGGAUCAUAUGACCAACGAAGCUCAGAGAAGGCAGCAAGUCUGCAUUGUAUUUCUUAAUUUGAAGGAACAAAACAAAAAAAAAAAAUUCGAGUCGGUUUCUUUAUUGGCGUCAAUAGAUAAUAAAAAUUAUUUAAUGACUGCAGACGUACUGGUAGGGAUCUUUUCAGAAAUGUUCUAUUCCUGAGAUUAAUGGUAAAGUUGAGCGAACAAAAUAUACAUUUAACAGUAUAAAAUCCAGACGAUACAUUUUACGAAGCAUUUUAAAAUUAAAUCUGUUUUCAGUUAGGUAUUAAAAAAAGAUUUGAAAACGAAAAAGAAAAAAGUCAAGCAAAUUAAACUUAAGACAGCUAUCUCAGCAGUGACUCAGCGGAGCAGCAGGAAUGUAUUCAUGAAUCGCUCGCUCGGUAAGUCUUUGCUGAAUUUGUCCAUAGAAUGUUUAAAAGACAGUGAGUGACAUCCUGUGUCGAGAGAGGGUCCAGUGGCCUUAGUAAAAUAUAAAAAAAAAAGACUCCGUCUUUUUAUAGUUUUCUACGAGAGAGACGCACAAUUUCGAGGGAACAGCUCAGUUAAGGGCUGGACCACAGACUCGGAUUAUUUUUCAAAUAUGGAGACCUAUUUUCUUGCUGUGGAAAUGUGUCUACGCUAGUGAAAACAAACUAUACUUAUUACACGACAAAGAAUCAAAAAUAAUAAUUUUUUCAUGGAACCUCUUGAUUUUUGUUGUAGAUCCUAUUGUUAAAUUUUCAAUCGUAAAUUUCUAUUAAAAAAAUAGGUAAUCAGGUUUUAAAGAUUCUGGAACAUUCCAAAAGCAAUAAUUGAAAUCAGACUCUUAGUAACGAAUUCAACAAAAAAAAAAAAAAAAAAAAAAACAGCAUAAAUAUUAUAACUUUGUGCUUUCAAAGCAACUGCAAAAUAACAGCAAAUGUUCCGAAGUCAUUCGACAACAGACGAUCGGAAAAUGAUCCGUCUCUGUAGUUGGUCCAUGGCAGGCCCAGAGAUAGAAAGAAUUAUUCGUCCACUUGAACAAGAAAACGUAAAAACUGCAGUAGAUGCAUACAACACUAAAGAAGUUUAAGAAACCCUUUCAUUCCAUCCAAAUUUGCUGCAUUUUAAAUGUUUGAUUCGAGUUGCGCCAUAUGUCUUGUCUCUGGAGGAAAAUUGAGAGUAAAAGAUAUUCAGAAAAGUUUUUUCUUUUUUCUUUCUUGAUAUUUUGGGGGAUCACAUUGUCGGAGUUAGAGCAGCCAUGUGCAUGUUUGAGAGAAGAAAAUAUUUUCGGAAAUCCGUAAACACGUCGUCUGAAAUUGGGUUUACUUACUCAAAGUAACGCAACUCAACAGACAGAGUUUUUAUUAACUUACUCAAUCUCUUCUGUCUUGUAACUCACGCCUCACGCUAGUCAAUACCACGAGUAGAUAUAAAAUACUCUCUUGCGUGCGGAAAGUUCGUGAUUAAGGAAGGACUUCAAGUUUGGGGAAUUUCAAAUUAAUCAAUGUUGGAAAACGAAUGAUCAAUUUACUCAACACGAUCGUCGUUAUGAUGACCAAAACAAAAUGGAGGCCUGAGAUUCUUUAAAGAAACAUUAAGUUCCUAAUAAUACUCUAUGUUAAUAAUAUUACAUUAAUAAAAUUACCAUAUAAAGAACAUAUAUGUGUUUAAAAAACCAAAUGAAAUAUAGGGUUGGGAAUCGGCGGAAUGUUCAUUGUUCUAAAGUUGAGGAAGUCCCUAACAUUGAACCUGUUAAGAGACUGACUGUUCUGUUGAAGUAUUCAAACGUUAUACAGUGAAACCUGUGUAAGUUGACCACUUGCGGUGCAGUACUUUGGUGGUCAACUUAGACAGGUGGUCAACUUAUAAAGGGUGGUACUGAUUUUUUUUUUUUUUUUGUCAUUUCUUGCAUCAUGUAUUCGUUUUUUGACAAAUUCACACUUACUCUCUCUAUUCAACCCACUUUCAUUUUUUAACAUUACUUUGAAACAAUAAUUAAAAAUGUUAUUCAAAUAUUUUUCAUUUUUACUAAAUUUGACACUAGUUUUAAAAAUUCCAUGUGUGUCAACUAAUUUUUUCUUGCUUUCCACUUUUUCAAUUAAUUUUAAUAUUUCAUAUUUUUUACUUACCUCAAGUUCAACUAACUUUCCUUUUGAAGCCAUUUUGUGUAACUCUUAUAACACAAAGAGCAACAAGCUGGACUCUCAUAGUUCGUAAAGGCUAUUGAAAAUGAAAAGGUUCUUUCUCUUAAUUUCUUGCACCAGAAAUAAAUAACUUAACUCUUAAGCACAAUUUCAGUGUUGCCACAAAAUAUUGCAAGUGGAAGAAAAGACUCAGUACUUUUCUACUGACGCCUUUUUUCAUUGAACAGAGUACAAAAGGUUAUCUCAAAUAGAACAAAAGAAAAACAGCUUUAAACACUAUGUCAUGCUUGAAAACGUUCGACCGAGAAAUGCGGAGCAAGAUAACUUUUUUGCGGAGCUACGGAGUUAAGCUAUUUUAGCGGAGCAGUUGGUAAUCCUGCAUCAAAGCAUUAAAAUUAUUCAUGGAAUGCUUUAAAAAUAAUAAAUAAAAAUAAAAUAAAAUAAUUUGUUUUAUUAAGUUUUAAAAAAUAAACCAAGUAGUCAACUUACAAAGGGUUUUUUACAAUGCUCCAAACCAAAUUUGGUGCUCAUUAGUGGUCAAGAUAGACAGAUGGUCAAUUUAGAGAGGUGGUCAAGUUACAGAGGUUUUCCUUCAUUAUAUAAGAUAGGACUAAUUCCGUUCCCUACAAAAGCGGUCAACCUAGGCAGGUGGUCAACUUACAAGGGUGGUCAACGUUACAGGUUUUACUGUACUACCUGCGCAGAAAUAGUUUUAAGACUCAGACAGCAACGCAGACUGCAGAUGCGCCCUUGUUUGGUGUGUAUACAAAAACGCGCAAAAGUGAGUCACAUUUAACAUCUCAUUAUAUAAGAGAAGGUUGAAUUGAAGAGAAUGGGACUCGUGUGCUACUGGUACUACUAGUAGGAAUAUUAAGUCCCACUAGCAACCAAUAAGGACGGAAAUAGGAAGUUUUACAGCUGUGUGUGUGUGAUAAGGUAGCAUUGGUAAUUAUAUAGUCGCUUCGCGUGAUUAUACUAUUAAAGUUCCUGGCACUAGCUGUAGUUACAGCAAGGUAUACAGUUUAUCGAGACUUCUCUAAUUUAGAAUUCAAAAAACUCAAAUGUUGAUUAGAGUACAGUGUAACGCUCCAUCAUACUUUAACAUAGUUGAAUAUUCAUGAGACAUGCGUAUCUCGUUGAAAGUACAAAAGCGACUAACAAACAUAAACGCAAAGAAACAUUUUGGAUCAAAAUGCAGACGGGACAAAGUGGGCGUGGGGUGUCUCCCCCCAAAUGCUCUAAUCUUUAUGUUCCACCAAUGGGAUGAGCUGGCGCAACCGGAUUUCUGCUUCGAUAUUCGCACAUUCCUGGAGACUCACUGUCCUUUUAGUUAGUCAAGAGUCAAGUAGUGUCUGCGAAACGGGAUGCUCUCACGAGAAGACUUUACAAUGUAUGAAUUUCGAAGAGGCAAUAUUAAAUAAAGAGUUUUAUCUGUUA
Uloborus diversus is the source of this 5095-nucleotide messenger RNA. RefSeq names its product IDLSRF-like peptide. The record is from RefSeq and is a predicted model, not a curated record. The transcript is spliced from 4 exons. Gene Ontology annotation, molecular function: protein binding. Lineage: Eukaryota; Metazoa; Arthropoda; Arachnida; Araneae; Uloboridae. The coding region runs from base 33 to 635 and encodes 200 amino acids.